CACAAAGUGAAUCACACCCUUUCACACACACCACUGAACUUUGUUCACAACAAUGAACUUCAAGAGCUGUCCUGGUAGCUUGAACAGAUAGGAGCAUUUUUUUUUUUGGUUUUCAUUCCAGCUAACAAAGUGGUGGUUGGUACCUUUAGAACCGGACUUGAUUGGUGACUGAAGUGUUGUUUACCUAUCACUGCCUUAAAAUCACAAACCAGGUGAACCGUGCCUGACUCACAUGAGCACAGCUUUAAAAGUCAUCAGGUUUCAGUGAGCUCAGUGUGCAGUGACUUCAAGGCUCCUGCAGCUAAUACAAGUUUUCCCAAGUCAAGGGAAUGAAGAUGCGAGGCAAGGUGCUCUUUGUGUUUCUUCUGCAAAGCCUUUUUCUGACAACGGUGUCUCCAGAACCCUCCUCUGAGGAAGACAGCAGCAGUGAGAUCCACCACGAAGAGCAACGCAAAAGUGGAUCCCAUGGACACUGGAAAUACGAUGAUCAGGACACAUGGUCCUUAGACUUUAAAAACUGCAGUGGAAAAUCUCAGUCCCCCAUCAACAUUGACACCAGAGCAGCCAUAUUCACCCCAGCACUGCCUCCGAUUGUUCUGCAAGGAUAUGAUCUGUCAGAUGAAGAGAAACUGACUUUGCAAAACAACGGGCACACCUUGCAGUUGAGUCUGCCUGACACCAUGCGCAUUGUCAGGGGAUUCGACAACGUGUUUGUAGCCGCCCAGCUCCACUUCCACUGGGGCACCGUAAAGGUUCCAGGAUCAGAACACACUGUCGAUGGGCUCCACUUUCCUGCAGAGAUCCACGUGGUUCACUACAAUACUAAAUAUGACAGUUUGUCAGAAGCAGCUAGCAAAACCGAUGGCUUAGCUGUGCUUGGUGCUUUCAUAGAGAUUGGUCCACAAGAAAAUGCCAACUAUGAUAACAUCCUUUCAUCUUUGACUGAUGUCAGUAUUGAAGAAUCGGAUACAGAGAUUCCUGGCUUUAAUGUUAGGUUUCUGUUGCCACCCAAUCUGGACCACUUUUACCGCUACAAUGGGUCGCUCACCACUCCUCCGUGUUUUCAGACUGUUAAUUGGACUAUUUUUAAUGAAACCGUCAAAGUUUCAAGAAAACAGCUUUCAGAACUUGAGGACACACUGAAAGCCGGACAUGACACAGUACUAUCCAAGAACUUCAGAGCCUCCCAGUUACUGUAUGGGAGGAGAGUUCUGUCUUCCUUUGAGGAACUCAGCAGUCCUGGAGGGGUGAGCAGUGGGGGUACUGAAGACACUUCAAGUGGAAAAUCCUCAAAGCGAGGUGCCAGACUGGGAUCAGGUGAAGAUUCAUCUGAAAAAGACUUGACAGAUAAAGAUGAGGAAGAUGCAAAGUUUGCCUUGGGCCUAGGCGAGAUAUUAGCUAUUGUCUUCGGGGUUCUUUUUAUAGUGACAUUAUUAUCUUUUAUGAUGUACAUGGUUCAACAGCGAAAGAAAAACUCAAGAUUGAGAAAGGAUACCAGGCAGAAUGUUAUCUACACACCUGCAUCCAAGGAAGGGGUAUAACCUGAAGGAACCCAGUUUAAUAUUCAAUUCAUGUAUUUUGUGAUAAAUGUACAGUAGAUAAAGUAUGUGCCUGUAACGAUAAUGCAUUCAGUUUUACAUUCAGAAAAUCCACAAAUGAGGUCUAAAAGAUAGUCCAAAAUGUAACAACACUUUUCCCCAUAUAAACGUUAAUUCAAAAUCCACAUCCUAGACAAAAGAAAAAUAAACAGGGGAGUAAAACGUCAGUCAGUAGUUUAGGAGCCGAUGACUUUUUUUCAACUACAGAUCAAUCAAGCAAAACUAGUUUCAGCUUGUGGUCAUCUCUAAUUCUUCCACACAGCAAACAAACCCCCCUUUGUGGAAUCUUUGAAUGAUACUUAAUUCUGAUACUGAAGGAAUGUACCAUUUAUAUACUGCAGAUUGCAAUACCACUGAGAGAGAUGAUUGCAGAUUUUGUUUUGUAGUUUAAUUCAUACAAUAUAUUUUAUUUAUAUGUAUUUUUUACUGUACCAUAAUACUAUAUUUGUGAAUGGUGUCAGUCACAUAAUGUAAUGACUUUGUAUCUUUCGGAUGUAUAAAAACACUGAUAAUGUGUAAUACUGUGAAAUGUGUGUGUCCUGUUUAGUGAUGUAGUUGAGACCUAAUUUAAUAGGCAAGCUAAGUCACAUGACUCACAACUGUCUGAUUCAGUCAGUCGUCCUCAUGACGCAAUGAAAAGAGCAUUAGGAACUUCUUCUAUUACAGACUACUUCAUUAAGAAGGCUACAAAUGCAAGUGAAGACGACAGCAGCAGUGCAUCGACUUUGACUGUGGACACAAACACAAACAAAGCUACUUAAUCACUGACACGUAAAGCAUUCUGACAAGCGAAAGAAAGACACUUUGUGGAAAUACUCAUAAAAAUUAGAUAGCAUUACCUAUUAUAUGUAUUACUAGAAGUUCAGUAUACAAAUAAAAUGUGAAUUUGUAUAAUAA
This is a messenger RNA of Acipenser ruthenus (sterlet), 2495 nucleotides long. Its product is annotated as carbonic anhydrase 9-like. The record is from RefSeq and is a predicted model, not a curated record. The transcript is spliced from 13 exons. Gene Ontology annotation, cellular component: plasma membrane. Lineage: Eukaryota; Metazoa; Chordata; Actinopteri; Acipenseriformes; Acipenseridae. The coding region runs from base 330 to 1541 and encodes 403 amino acids. Gene Ontology annotation, molecular function: carbonate dehydratase activity; zinc ion binding.